Messenger RNA from Neurospora crassa OR74A, 1929 nucleotides. RefSeq lists its product as hypothetical. The transcript has a single exon. The record is from RefSeq and is a predicted model, not a curated record. Bases 544 to 1629 code for a protein of 361 amino acids. Lineage: Eukaryota; Fungi; Ascomycota; Sordariomycetes; Sordariales; Sordariaceae.
CCAAAACUGCAUGCGAACGUCGACUUCACGUUGUCAAUGUAAGGGUCUGCAUGUCCAGCUACGAGUCCGGGCCACGGGUCAAGAGAGCUUGGGACCUUGGGUCCUUGGGUGACGAUGCCGGCCGGUCGGGUAAAUCAAGCGGUUUAUAUCACAACCAGGCCUUCAGCACCUGGGAUAUCAUUUAUCCCAUAUUACCUCGAUAUUGUCGCCACCAAACUUCUAUCACCAUGUCGCCGUAUCGCCACCUCACCCACGUCGUAUGCUGUUCCGCCCGCAGGAUCGGACGGAUCUAAUCCAAAAUAUCGAUAUCGAAAUGCUAUUAAUAUUACUUGGCUUCAAGCGGAGGUUAAUGAAGGCGGCAAGCGUUCCUGGCAUGCAUCGAACGAUGAGCAACCGACAAUGCCAUGCCUAUAUCAACAAGGCCAAGAUCCGUACAGUACUUCGAUCACGCUUAGAGUUGUUCUCUACAGACAUGGGCUUUGCCCAGAUUUGACGAACACCAACAACAACUAGCACCGGCAGUCCUCCCAUUCCUCUGCCACCAUGGUCGGAUCAAGCCUCAUUCUGCCACUGCUCGGCUUUGGUGUCGUCCAUGCCUUGCCAGCUUCUAAGAAGGUGGAGGAGCGUCAGACCUUCGUAGGAGGUGGCUGGAGCGAUUUUCCCGGUGACGGCAACGCCCCUCCAACGUGCUCCAUCAACAUCCCCAUCUGUCAGCAAGCCCCCUGCAUCUUCUUCCCCAAUCCGGGUGUCAUCAGACCCGGUAAAGAAAAACGACAAGUUUUGGGACCCGGCUACAGCGACUUUCAUCCCGGUGAUGGUGACGAGAUCCCUAUCUGCGAGAUCUCUCUUCCCAUCAGCGAACAACCCCCGUGUAUCUUCUUCCCAAUUCCGGGAGAGAUUACGCCAGGAAAGCGAUCAUUCAGCCUCCCGACGGAGUAUGCCACCAAUGCCAAGCAAGUGAUCCUUCAGCUUGAGAACCAGCUGGUGGCUCUUCAAAACAAGAACAACAAGACGUCUGAGGACAUCGCUGAUAUUCGCGCCAUCAAUACUGCCCUUAGGUACUUGGCGAAUAUCGAUCAGAUCUUCGCACCCCCUGGAUCCGAGACUGGCUUCACUCCCGGCAAGCGGUCAUUCUUCCUGCCUGGCGAUUACGCGACCGACACUAAGAAGGUUAUCCUACAACUCGAGAAGCAGUUGAUUUCCCUUCAGAACAAAAAGAACAAGACUGAUGAAGAUUUGGCCGAUAUCCAAGCCAUCAAGUCUGCACUCAAGUAUCUAGCCGGUAUUGACCAGAUCUCUGCACCCCCCGGAACUGAGACUGGUUUCGUCCCCGGAAAGCGUGAUGCGCCCUCUGUUGGCGCUUACGCUUCAGUCUGCCCGGGGCUGGAAGGUGCCGAGAUUGCUCUCGAGACUCUUUUGCACAAACCCAAGCCAACAGUGCAGGAGUACAUCAUCAUCCAGAAGUUGACCAGCUUCCUUGCCGGAUGUGGCAUCGCCAUCGUCAAAUCUCCCGAUGGCACAUGGACUAUCAUCAAGCCCUCCGACAAGAAGCGAGGUGUUGUUACCAAAGCCGUUGCCGCUCAUCAGCCUGCCGCAGACUUUGACCUUGCCGGAUUGGAAAAGUCAUAGAGGGAUGGAGUUCGAUAAGGGGUUAUUGCAGAAGAGGCGUGCAACGUUGGUGCCCGCGGGAAAAGAGGUUGCCGGUGAGUCGGACGCAGUGGGCAAUGGCGGAGCGCCAAUAAUAGGAGCGGCUCACAGCAGGUCAUGGAAAGGACGGUGUGCCUGUCGGUGUUUACCGCCGAUAACCUGGGUGUAGAUGGAGAAGAAGACCUUGGCCAUCCCUUUCUCGAUGUUUCAAGGCCGGAAUUUACUACUAUCUGUUCCAUCCUUUCUUUUCUCAAGUCGGAAAGUUCUACAUGUUCCUCGGUU